GGGGCCUGAGGGGGCCUUUUUACGGCUCCCGGAACCGUAGUUGAGAGUUCAACGGUGAAUUCCGAGGAUGCCGCCCAAAGGAAAAAGUGGUUCUGGAAAAGGAGGGAAAGGGGGAGCAGCCUCUGGAAGUGACAGUGCUGACAAGAAGGCUCAAGGCCCCAAAGGUGGUGGCAAUGCAGUAAAGGUCCGACACAUUCUAUGUGAAAAACACAGCAAAAUUAUGGAAGCCAUGGAAAAGUUAAAGUCUGGAAUGAGAUUCAGUGAAGUGGCCACACAAUAUAGUGAAGAUAAAGCCAGGCAAGGGGGUGACUUGGGUUGGAUGACGAGAGGGUCCAUGGUAGGACCAUUUCAAGAAGCAGCAUUUGCCUUGCCUGUGAGUGGAAUGGAUAAGCCUGUGUUUACAGACCCACCAAUUAAGACAAAAUUUGGAUAUCAUAUUAUUAUGGUUGAAGGAAGAAAAUAAAAUUAUAUGAAAGAUA
Molecule: messenger RNA, 479 nt
Organism: Chinchilla lanigera (long-tailed chinchilla)
Lineage: Eukaryota; Metazoa; Chordata; Mammalia; Rodentia; Chinchillidae
Gene: Pin4
Product: peptidylprolyl cis/trans isomerase, NIMA-interacting 4
Exons: 4
Coding region: 68-463 (131 amino acids)
Biological process (GO): rRNA processing
Molecular function (GO): peptidyl-prolyl cis-trans isomerase activity; DNA binding
Source: RefSeq, a predicted model, not a curated record